AUGGACCGUUACAGGUACUUCAUCUUCAAUCAGAAGAGCGUGGUGGUCCUCGGCAUCCUUCAGGUGGCGUGCGCGGGGCUUUGCGUGGUUUGCGGAUUUAUGGACGCAGUCUUCCGGAAGAGCACUACACUGAGUGAAACUAGGGCUCCACUCUGGGCUGGACUGAUUAUGGCUGCCCCCGGUGUGCUUGCCCUCUUUGCAUCCCAGAAGAAAAAUCCAAUUUUGGUAAAUGUCAUGAUGGCAUCCUCCGUGAUGUCUCUGUUUGCUGUUGUGAUUGUCUUCGUUUACGCUUGCGUCACUCUCAGCUAUGGAGAAGAGGAUGAUGAGAUCUUCCACGCUCAUCCCGUUCCUGAAGUGAGGUUCGUGCUCAGCCGGAUGGUGAAAGGAGCAAACGGCACCCUUCUGGUGGCCUGCAUGGGGUCGUUGCUCUUUUCUUCUCUCAUUGCUUACGUCGGCUGCCGGAGUCUCCCGCUUUGCGGCUGCUACGACUCUGCAAAUGGCAUGGAGUUUCUAGUUCCUCAGAAUGACCCUGUUACUCCAACCGAACUUGUGUGCACUUGGCAAGACGGAGAUGAGAGAAUUUUUAACUCCCCUAUGUCAUUCAUGGACCGCUGUCCUGAGCAGGAACAGCAAGACCUCUCCACACUUCCACCAUAUAGCAGACUAGCUUAGUAAUUUAUGGGUUUAGUUUUUUUUUUUUUUAAAUGUGAAAUAGGGGUAAAUGUAGUUCAUACAUUUUCCUCAAAGUAAAAAGUGUCCAGAUUUCAUCAAGCCUGCUAGUUUCAAAUUCACUUAAUUGUUUAUCAGUGCCAUAUUUUAUAUAUAUAUAUUUUUUAAGCUUUGUACUUUUUACAUGAUGGACUGAUAUUUUUGCACACAAACCUGUAUGUAUAUAUUUUACA
Puntigrus tetrazona (Sumatra barb) is the source of this 902-nucleotide messenger RNA. RefSeq lists its product as uncharacterized. The record is from RefSeq and is a predicted model, not a curated record. NCBI's taxonomy places the organism in Eukaryota, Metazoa, Chordata, Actinopteri, Cypriniformes, Cyprinidae. Gene Ontology annotation, cellular component: membrane. The coding region runs from base 1 to 672 and encodes 223 amino acids. The transcript is spliced from 6 exons.